UAUGAGAAUACAAUUGAUUUUAUAUUAAAUGGAUUCAGGAUUGGAUUGGAAAAUUAGGAAAUAUUACUUUAGAUAGUUUAGAAUUAUUAAAUUGAGUAUUCUAGAACAUUUAUUUAAGGAAAUAAAUCCUAAAAUUAAAUACAUAUAAAUAAAUUUAUUCCGAAUGUCAUUCUAUCCAGGAUUCUUCCCAUAAUACUCAUAACCACUUGCAGCAUCCUUUGCAGCACCUGUUGCUUAUCCUUAAGCAUCAAUUGUUAGACCUGUUGCAACAACCCCAAUUUAUACUUCUCCAGCACCUAUUUAUACAGCUCCUGCUCCAGUUGUCACUCAAUCAGUUGUCUAACCAGUGGUUUAAUCAGUUGUUCAACCAGUUGUUGCUGCUUAACCAGCAAUCAAAGGAGAAUCCAGAGUUGAAUAUAGAGAGUAUUAAAGACCAGUUGUUGAAUAUGAGACUGAGACUAUUGAGGUUAAAAAGCCAGUCACCAAAUAUGUUACAGAUUAUUACCCUGUAGAAUAUUAAACAGACUACAUUCCAAGAACAGUUUAUGAAACAUAAACAGAAUAUGUACCUGUUUAAAAAACAGUUCCAAGAGUUGAAUAUGAAGCAGUGGAGAGAGAAGUCUAAAGAGUUGUAAGAAGUAUUAGUGAAAUAUUUAGCCUGCUGCCCCUGUUUAAUAUGCUCCUGCUCCUUUGACAUAUUCAGUUGUUUAACCAGUCCAAUAAGUUGUCACCCAACCUGUAGCAUCCUAUGCGACUCCCUUAACAUAUUCUACAGUAAGACCAGCUUAUUAUGGUGGAUAUCCAUAUUAUUAUUGAUUGGAAAGAGUCUUAUAUAAAAUCCAAAUUAUAAAUAAAUUUUUCU
This is a messenger RNA of Paramecium primaurelia, 862 nucleotides long. The record is from the annotation of a GenBank genome assembly. NCBI's taxonomy places the organism in Eukaryota, Ciliophora, Oligohymenophorea, Peniculida, Parameciidae.